AUGGCAAAGGAGUACCAGGUUCCAUUCAAAUUGGACGACCCAAGUCUGCUCCAGUUCGAGUCCUUCGUGAAUAACGAAUGGGUGGCUGCUAAGGAUGGAGGCAGAUUCGAAGUGCUAGAUCCGGGCAGUGGAAAGCCGUGGGCGAGCUGCCCAACAAACACUACAAAAGAUGUCCCGGCUACUGUAGAAGCCGCCCAUGCUGCCUUUGAAAAGUUCAAGAAAGUCAACCCGCGUACCCGAGCCCAGCUACUCAUGAAAUGGGAUGGGCUUAUUCGUGAAGCUCGAUCGGAUCUGGCAAAGAUCUUGACUCACGAAACCGGCAAGCCAAUCGCAGAGUCGUUGUGUGAGAUCGACUAUGCCCUCGGCUUCACUUGGUGGUUUGCCGGAGAAGCAGAGAGAAUACACGGCACCAUCGCUGUUCCUGCUACACCGAAUCGAAGAGUCUUCACCGUCAAGCAGCCAAUUGGCGUUGUGGCAGCGUUGGUCCCAUGGAACUUCCCUAUUGCAAUGAUCCUUCGAAAGGCCGGAGCCGCUUUCGCUGCUGGAUGCACCAUGAUUGUCAAACCUAGCCCAGAGACACCUAUCACAACCUUAGCGCUUGCACUUCUCGCGCAGAGGGCAGGUUACGAGCCUGGUGUCUUCAAUGUGCUUACCACCGACCUUGAAAAUACCCCUUCUCUCAGCGAGGCUCUCUGUAAACAUCCACAUGUUAAGAAGGUUACUUUCACAGGAUCCACACGCGUAGGCAAGCUGGUCGCCGCACACUGCGCAGAGGGUCUGAAGAAAGUCACCCUUGAGCUUGGUGGGAACUGUCCGUUCAUUGUCUUUGAUGAUGCCGACCUUGAGCAAGCUCUUACCCAGCUCAUGGCGCUGAAAUGGCGCCAUGCCGGACAGGCAUGUAUCACAGCGAACAGAGUCUACGUUCAGAGCGGCGUAUACGAUAAAUUUGCUCAAAUGUUCAAAGAGAGAACCUCAGCGUUGGUCGUUGGUCAUGGCGCAAAAGAAGGAACUACGAUGGGGCCAGUAACUACACCUCGAGGUCUUGACAAGGCGCUGAGCCAGGUCGAGGAUGCUAAGAAGCUGGGCGGGAAUGUCAUCUUAGGCGGUAAACCUAUGACUGGCUGUGGUGGCUACUUCUUCGAGCCAACCAUCAUCACCGACAUGAAGCCGGAGAUGCUUAUCUCCAGAGAAGAAACGUUUGCUCCCAUUGCAGCAUUGUACAAGUUUGAGACUGAAGAGGAGGCGGUGAAAUGUGCCAACGAUACAAGUAUGGGGUUGGCUAGCUAUGCAUUCACUAAGAACGUCGACCGGAUAUGGAGAAUGCUGGAGAAUCUAGAAGCUGGCAUGAUUGGGCUCAACACAGGCAAUUCAUCUGCCGCAGAAUCACCGUUUGGUGGCAUAAAGGAGUCGGGAUACGGCAAGGAGAGCGGAAAGGAUGUUGCUGUCGCUGAGUACAUGAUUACCAAGACAGGGACACUCACUAUUGAUGGUCAAUAUUAG
Microsporum canis CBS 113480 is the source of this 1500-nucleotide messenger RNA. Its product is annotated as succinate-semialdehyde dehydrogenase. NCBI's taxonomy places the organism in Eukaryota, Fungi, Ascomycota, Eurotiomycetes, Onygenales, Arthrodermataceae. Gene Ontology annotation, molecular function: succinate-semialdehyde dehydrogenase (NAD+) activity. The record is from RefSeq and is a predicted model, not a curated record. The transcript has 4 exons. Bases 1 to 1500 code for a protein of 499 amino acids.